CAGGCGCAGCCCGCGGGAGCCUGGCCGAGAGCCCCGGAGUCAGCAGUCGAGCUCCGGUGGCCGCCACAGCCCCUGACCAUGGCCCCGGCGUCCGGGCUGCCGCUGCUGCUGCUGCCUCUCCUGCUGCUCCUGGGGGCUGGAGCGCUGCUGCCUUGCGCGGGGGCCUCGGGCGCCCGCAAACGAGGCCCCUCGGUGACAGCCAAGGUCUUCUUUGAUGUGAAAAUUGGAGACAAAGACAUUGGCAGGAUUGUAAUUGGCCUCUUUGGGAAAGUCGUGCCCAAAACUGUGAACAAUUUUGUGGCCCUGGCAACGGGAGAGAAAGGAUAUGGAUAUAAAGGAAGCAAAUUUCACCGUGUCAUCAAAGAUUUCAUGAUUCAAGGAGGCGACUUCACCAGUGGAGAUGGCACAGGAGGUAUCAGCAUUUAUGGUGAGACGUUUCCAGAUGAGAACUUCAAGCUGAAUCACUAUGGCAUCGGGUGGGUGAGCAUGGCCAACGCUGGGCCCGACACCAAUGGCUCCCAGUUCUUUAUCACCCUGACCAAGCCCACCUGGCUGGAUGGCAAGCACGUGGUAUUUGGAAAGGUCCUUGAUGGAAUGUCAGUGGUCCACUUCAUAGAACUUCAGGCCACCGAUGGGCAUGACCGGCCACUCACUGACUGCACCAUCGUCAACAGCGGCAAGAUAGAUGUGAAGGCGCCCUUCGUGGUGGAGGUUGACGACUGGGGAUACAACGCAAAAAAAUGAGGAACACCGCCCAGGAGGGAUGUGCAUGUGUGUUUCUCCCACUUUUUCUUUUCUUUUCUUUUUUUUAAGUGACCAGGGGUUUGGUGGGGCUUGGUCCCUACACAACUCCACCAUUUGUGGUGGCCAUUUUCUUUUCUUUUUCUGAUAGAAACAGAGAGAGAGAAAGAGAAAGAGUAAGAGAGACACCUGCAGGUUAAGCGCACUUGGCGCAAAGCUCAAGGACUGGUGUAAGGAUCUCAGUUUGAGCCCAGGCUCCUCACCUGCAGGGAAGUCGAUUCACAGGUGAUGAAGCAGGUCUGCAGGUAUCUGUCUUUCUCUCCCCCUCUCUGUCUUCCCCUCCUCUCCUACCCAACAAUGAAUGACAUCAAAAACAGCAAUAAUAACCACAACAAGGCUACAACAAGGGCAACAAAAGGGGGGUGGAGAAGAGAGAGAGAGAGAGAGACACCUGUAGCACUUCACCUCUCGUGAAGUUUUCCCCCUGUGGGUGGGGACCAGGGGCGUGAACCCUGAUCCUCAUGCAUGAUAACGUGUAUUCUACCGGAUGUGCCACUGCCUCAGCCCUCUCCCACUUUUCCAAAGUAACCAACUGGCUUUUGUUUGACUUUCUUUGGUUUUUUCCCACCCUUGAUCGCAGGGAAGUUAUAAACCUCAGCCACUCUCAUGCGGAUUUUGGCAAAUCACUUUUAAGGAGUUUAAGGAGUUGGCACUUGAAAGACUCCCUUCCUCUAUUGGUGCUACCUUCCAACUAGGAAACCCCGUACAGGCUGUUCUGUACUGAAGAGUGUACUCAUUACUUGGCUGAACGCAUUGUUAUUCCCACGUUGAGGGAUGAUGGGGACACAACGUGUAUGAUUCUGUACUCAAGCAAAUUCUUUUCAGGUAAAGGGAGACUGACCUGCUGAGAAAAGGUGUUUUUAACUUUGACUUGAUACAAAGGUGCUUUGGAGUUCAUUAUAUUAAAUACUUUUUAUAUGCAGCAA
Messenger RNA from Erinaceus europaeus (western European hedgehog), 1727 nucleotides. It is a transcript of the gene PPIC, whose product is annotated as peptidylprolyl isomerase C. Gene Ontology annotation, biological process: protein peptidyl-prolyl isomerization; protein folding. Gene Ontology annotation, molecular function: peptidyl-prolyl cis-trans isomerase activity. The transcript is spliced from 5 exons. Bases 79 to 744 code for a protein of 221 amino acids. The record is from RefSeq and is a predicted model, not a curated record. Gene Ontology annotation, cellular component: intracellular membrane-bounded organelle. Lineage: Eukaryota; Metazoa; Chordata; Mammalia; Eulipotyphla; Erinaceidae.